GGCUGAGUUUCCCAGAGACACCUCAAAACUCAGGAAAACGGGCGCGCGACUUCGGGAGUGGAAGGAAGAGGAAGGGGCGUGGCCGCAGGAGACGUACAGAAACUUCAUUAGAAUAUAUAUAGAGAGAGAGAAAGAGAGACGCUUCCGCCCGCGCGCUCGGCCACGCCCCUUUCCCUCCUGUACUACUGCUAUAGGUUGUGGCGCUUCCUUCCUUGUGCCUUUCCAACAAGUCCUUCAGGAAGGAAGGGAGGAAGGAAGGCUGGGAAGCUGCGCGAGAUCAACAAGCAACAGCUGAGGCGGCGCGAGAGGCGCGGCGCAGGCGCACUCUUACGAAAGGCCUAACACACCCCCCCCCACCUUUUCCCCCAAGCGCCGCCACAACUGCUUUCGCCCGAGCCGCCACCGGCGCGAGGCGGCGCGCGGCGGUGGCGGCGGCGCGCGCCUAAGAGAGCGAGCGAGUGAGUUGCGCGCGCAGCCCCGCCUCAGCGUUCCCCACACACCCGGGCCAGAGCCAGGCGCAGGAGGGUUAAAGAUGGAGGGUCUGACCCUGAGCGAAACGGAGCAGCGCUACUAUUGCGACCUCUUCGCCUACUGCGACACCGAGAGCACGAAGAAAAUCGCCUCCAACGGGCGGGUCCUGGAGCUCUUCCGCGCCGCGCAGCUGCCCAACGAGGUCGUCAUGCAGAUCAUGGAACUUUGUGGUGCAACAAGACUUGGAUACUUUGGAAGAAGCCAGUUCUACAUUGCUCUGAAACUAGUUGCAGUGGCUCAGUCUGGGUUCCCAUUGCGGAUGGAAAGCUUAAAUUCGGUUAAAGACCUUCCUCUGCCCAGAUUUGUGAUGUCAAAGAAUGAACAGGAAUUGAGGCAUUCAUAUUCUUCAGAUGCUGAUAACUCAUCCUCCUAUUCAGGUGCGAUUCCUCCCCCACCAGGCAGAAUACAAGUUAAAAAAGGCUCUGUGAGCCAUGAUGUAGUCCAGCAACGUUCAACGACAGAUCAACAGGAAUCAACAUCUCCAGUAGUUUCACCCCAGCAGUCCCCACCAACCUCUCCACAUACAUGGCGGAAGCACAGCCGACAUCCCAGCGGUGGAAAUAAUGAGCGACCUCUUGCUGCACCAGGGCCGUUUUGGACUCCCUUUUGUGAAGCACAAGCAGGCUCCUGUAAUGCUAGUGAUCCAAUGUGGUCUGGCCAUUCACCACCACCACAUCAAGAAACCUGGGUCAGUUUUGCAGAUAACACACCAACCAGUACUAUUUUAGCCAUGCAUCCUGCUUCUGUCCAGGAUCAGACAACAGUACGAACUGUAGCAUCAGCUACAACGACAAAUGAAAUUCGUAGGCAGUCAAGUAGUUACGAUGAUCCCUGGAAAAUAACAGAUGAACAAAGGCAGUAUUACGUAAAUCAGUUUAAAACCAUUCAGCCUGAUCUAAAUGGAUAUAUCCCAGGAUCUGCAGCUAAAGAAUUUUUUACAAAAUCAAAACUUCCUAUUCUUGAACUUUCGCACAUUUGGGAGUUAUCCGAUUUUGAUAAAGAUGGCGCAUUAACACUGGAUGAAUUCUGUGCUGCUUUCCAUCUCGUAGUUGCUAGGAAGAAUGGAUAUGACCUACCUGAAAAACUACCUGAAAGUUUAAUGCCCAAGCUGAUUGAUUUGGAGGACUCAACAGUGGUUCCUGUGUCAGAAGUGGGAGAUCAGACUGGUGAUGUAGGUUAUGCAGCUUCACCAGCUGAAGCACCUCCAAGCAAAUCACCAUCAAUGCCAUCACUAAAUCAAGCAUGGCCUGAACUGAAUCAAAGCAGUGAGCAGUGGGAGACAUUUAGUGAACGCUCCUCAAGCUCACAAACCCUGACCCAAUUUGAUUCUAACAUUGCACCAGCUGAUCCUGAUACUGCAAUUGUCCAUCCUGUUCCUAUUCGGAUGACUCCAAGCAAAAUUCACAUGCAAGAAAUGGAGCUUAAAAGAACUGGGAAUGAUCACACAAAUCCCACCAGCCCUUUACUUGUGAAGUCACCUGACAUUGCAGAAGAAAAUAAAAUGAAUACAUCUGUAAAAUUUGUAGGAGGAAAUACAGUUGAUGGUUACAGCAGCUCAGAUUCCUUUACUUCAGACCCUGAACAUAUUGGAAGCACUGUAACUAGACAACGGUCACAUUCAGGAACAUCUCCAGACAGUGUUGCACCGCCGCCGCCACCACCACCAAGGCCUCAUCCCUCACACUCUCGGUCAUCAUCUUUAGAUAUGAACAGGACUUUCACAAUUACUCCAGGUCAACAGCAGACUGGAGUGAUUGCCUAUCCCCCUGCAGUGCCUCCAAGACCUCCGCCCUCACAGGCUGGAGGUCAUGUUCAUCGUUCAUCAGAUGCUGAAGGUAUAAUAGCUCAUGCCAGUACCUCACCUCAACAAAUACCAGAACAGCCAAACUUUGCAGAUUUUAGCCAUUUUGAGGUUUUUGCAGCAUCAAGUGUAAAUGAAGAAGAGGAUGAAGAAAUUGAGAAACACCCUGAAGUUUUGCAGGCAGAAAAGCCCUCUGAUUCUACAGGACCUCUUAGAGUUGCCAAAACAGAAGGAAGAGUUGAGGAUAAAGCAGUUUCGAGCACCCCAGCCAAUGUGGGCAAAGGCACCACCCCUCUAGCACCACCACCAAAGCCUAUACGUAGAAGGCCAAAAUCAGAGGAUGAACUGAAACCGGAAGCUGAGGAGCAGGCACAGAAAGCAGGUGUCAUAGCUGCUGUUCUUGCUUCACAGCCAUCUAUUCCUAGAUCAGUGGGAAAGGACAAGAAGGCUAUUCAGGCAUCAAUCAGACGCAAUAAGGAGACUAAUACUGUGUUGGCCAGACUGAAUAGUGAAUUACAGCAGCAAUUAAAGGAUGUUCUUGAAGAGAGAAUUUCACUGGAAGUUCAACUGGAACAACUUCGACCUUUCUCUCACUUAUAAGCCAAUUGCCGUUAACUGUGAACUAAUUAACUCCGAAAGGGGAAAUUGGGCAAAAAGGCCCUAUCAGAAGCCCGUAUGUUCAGCUCAGUGCACUCUUAACAUUUUUUUUGUGAUUGUUUUGUCCUCUGUCCACAGUUGUAUUUAAGUAACUUUUCUAAUUUUAAUACAAAGAAUGGAAUACGUGUUUCCUUGAAUGUUCUAUAUAUUGGCACUGCCAACCUUCCCAUUUUGGGGGAAGGACACACUUUUUAAGUUGGAGCAAGGUUUCUACAACUUCAGUGGCCUAUAAUCCCAAUCUGGAAUUGAUUACCUUAUGGAUUUUUCUAUAUUUCAUGUCAAAAAUCAUGAAUAAAAACAUCCCAGAUAUCCAAAGGAAUAUCUGUCUUUAAUGUAGAAGCACAUAGAUUUAUCAUAAAGGUCUUUUAAAAUGCUAUGAUUGUGUAAGAGAAGAUGAACGGUUGUGGUCAUUAAUCCUCUCAAAUACCAUAUUUUUCCAACCUUGCAACCUUGGAAUUUCAAGCCACUUGCCAUCUUGAUCAACCCUUCACCUUCCAAGUGCCACACAAGUUCUUUAAACUACCUUGCCAUACCAAAUGAAUUUGGCUGUCCUUUCCCAUUCAUGUAUUUCAUAUGUGACCACAGCUUGACGGUUGUUAAACAUUUUCAUUCAUGACCCAAAUUUUGCAGCAUGCACGAAAGUGCAUCCCUUCUGUGAAAAGAUUGGGUGUUAAUCCCAGUCGUGGACAUUUCCUGAACACCACCUGUAGUUGCAUGCUUUGCACAUUGCUCUUUAUAAACUGACACAUAUGCCAGACUUUACUGUAACAUACUCUAUGGUCAAGAAAUGUGUCAGUACCUCAGCUCUUCUUUCCCAGCCUUUUCUCUCACAAAUCUUUUAUUUUUUCUUUUUAAAGGGUUGGGUGUCCAUUCUCCUAAUGUCUCCAAGCCAUAUUCUUCUGGCUUGUAGACAGGUUUCAUUACUAACACAAAGAAUUUCCUGAGUGUAUCCUGCUAUUCAGGUUGAUGUACUGUAUUAGGAUUUGUUGUAUAUUGUAUAAUACACACCUUUUGAUCUCAUAUGUAAAUUUGCAUUAAUGCUGACUAACAGCAGAUAUUCUAUUUAAUGGCUUAUUCUGGCUGUGGGAUCAUAGAUGUUAAAGUGCAUGGAUGUAUCUCAGCAGAAUCAGAACUAGCAAUUGUGUGAUUUUUACACCAAUAAAACAGCACAAUAUUUUAA
Messenger RNA from Anolis sagrei ordinatus, 4169 nucleotides. It is a transcript of the gene REPS1, whose product is annotated as RALBP1 associated Eps domain containing 1. The record is from RefSeq and is a predicted model, not a curated record. Gene Ontology annotation, cellular component: cytoplasm; intracellular vesicle; presynaptic membrane. Gene Ontology annotation, molecular function: protein binding; calcium ion binding; molecular adaptor activity. Lineage: Eukaryota; Metazoa; Chordata; Lepidosauria; Squamata; Anolidae. Gene Ontology annotation, biological process: clathrin-dependent synaptic vesicle endocytosis; endosomal transport.